AUGGAAGCGAAGCCCGAAGCGCUAUGUCGGGUGUGUGGCGACAAAGCAUCAGGCAAGCACUACGGAGUACCCUCUUGCGAUGGCUGCAGAGGCUUCUUCAAGCGAAGUAUACGACGCAACUUAGACUACGUAUGUAAAGAGAAGGGCCGAUGCGUGGUGGAUGUGAAUCGACGUAACCAAUGCCAAGCCUGCCGCUUCUCCAAGUGUCUUCGAGUCAAUAUGAAGAAAGACGCGGUCCAACACGAACGCGCGCCUAGACCGAUCACCAAUCACCAGCAGCUGGCGUUACAGAAACUAGGCUAUAACUUUACCCGCCAGUCGUUUUCCAACUCUUCACCGCUUCCUUCAUCCAGCUUCUCCCCGUUUCACACAUACCGAACGUUACCCGACCGCUAUCACAUUCCAUUCUUAGAAAAUACGCUGCAAGAUUUUUCUCGACUUCCCGAAGGAACACUCACAGAAGUGCCUCAGCUUAGUCCACUCAUAUCGACGCCCGCCUCUCUCAGCUCUGUAAAUCCUUUCAAGAUCCCGAUAUUCCCGACGCCACUUCACUACCCAAUGCCACAUCCCGGAUAUUUAUCGACAAAUAUUUUCUAUCCUCCCAUAAUAACAUCGGACACCUUACACGGGCUGGAAUAUUUGCACAACAAAUCCUCAAUCAAUGCUUUGAAGUAUGCGCCACCUUUUUAUAACAAUUCUGACAAACCAGACUCACAGCAAAUAGAAAAAAUAAAAGACGAUGAAGUAUCCAGUUCCGAAGAGGCACGCAAGACUGAAACAAGCGAUGAUAGAAGCAAUGAACAGAAAGACAGUGUCAUCCCACCAUCAAUUAGUUUCGAGAAUUCUGUCAGUCAGUACACGUCCAAAGACAAAAACAAUGAUGACCCGGAUUCCGACAGCGACAAAAUUACAGUCCCCGUUGAUAACCGAGUUCUCGAAAAAGACAGACGUGUCAAUCAAGCAGAGAGUACUAUUCGAUUUGAAGAAACAGCUGUGCCCGUACAGCACAUAGAUUUUAGUAAUGAGGAAUUAUAUGCACCCGCGGCGAAGCUAUUGGUGGGUGCAAUAAAAUGGCUGCAUACAAUUUCUCCAUUUCGACAGAUGACGACGAGUGAACAAACUUGUCUCCUAAUUAGUAAUUGGAAGGAACUGUUUGUUUUGACAGCGGCACAGUAUUCAUUUUCGUUCGAUCAGGAACAUGUAUCGUCCGCAUUAAUUUCAAAGCGGCCAAAUAUAAGGGAUGAAAUCAAACAAAUCACGUUGCUUUUGAAGAAAAUAAUUCGCUGCCGACCAGACAAGUUAGAAUACGACUGUUUGAAAUCCGCUCUUCUGUUCAGGACAGAUUUCAUAGACUGUCUAACGUUUUCUCACGUGGAAGUUCUACAAGAACAAGCUCUAAUACACCUACAGAGGAGUUGCGCUAACAAGGAAGCGUCCCGUCUCGGCAGACUCAUGUUACUUCUUCCCAGCAUUUGCCGCAUAGCGAACUUGGGCAUUCUAGAACAUUUACUUUUUUCAACUACCAAAGCCGAAGAUAUCAAUGGAACUCUCGUUCGUAUUUUAAAAUACACAGCUGCGUUCUAA
Molecule: messenger RNA, 1584 nt
Organism: Zerene cesonia (dogface butterfly)
Lineage: Eukaryota; Metazoa; Arthropoda; Insecta; Lepidoptera; Pieridae
Product: nuclear receptor subfamily 2 group E member 1-like
Exons: 7
Coding region: 1-1584 (527 amino acids)
Biological process (GO): regulation of transcription by RNA polymerase II; anatomical structure development; cell differentiation
Molecular function (GO): nuclear receptor activity; zinc ion binding; RNA polymerase II cis-regulatory region sequence-specific DNA binding
Source: RefSeq, a predicted model, not a curated record